ACACACACACACACACACACCACCCACAUGAUAAAUUCGCAGUAACCAAAGUCCCACCGAUCCGCUUGUACAGACACGAAUAAAGCGAUCCAUAAACCAUGCGAGCGUUCCUGUGUGUCCUGAUUCUGUCGCUUUUCAACUGUACACUUCAAGUGCACCGCAGUGCGCUGAAUGAUUUCCAGCGUUCUGAGGGAAGAGAACUGGUACCAUGGAAAGCUGAUCGUGUUACUAUGCUUCCCGGCAUCACACUGGAGGAGUGUGCCAAACGCUGCUCAGAGAGCCCCGACUGCAGGGCUUUCAACUAUGUCUUUCGGCCAUCUGUAAUCUGUAAGCACUUGCCCUGGGUGGGCAACACAGUCAAUGCCGAGGUGAAGAGAAAUGUCAACUGUGACCUGUAUGAGAUGAAAGUUUAUGUCAGGAAGUGCAUUAUUGGUAACGGAGAGGACUAUCGGGGAGACGUAUCUAAGACCAAGUCUGGGCGGACAUGUCAGCAGUGGUGGUCGAAGUUUCCUCAUGAUCACAGAUACACCCCUUCUCCCACUAAUGGCCUGGAGUUAAAUUACUGCCGCAAUCCAGAUGGGGACGACAUUGGACCCUGGUGCUACACCACAGACCCUGAGCGCAGAUACGAGAGUUGUAAUGUCCCCCAGUGUAAAGACGAGGUGUGUAUCACCUGUAAUGGAGAGGACUACAGGGGUCAGGUGGAUCGCACAGUGAGUGGAAAAGAGUGCCAGAGAUGGGACCAGCAAACUCCACAUCAACACAUCUAUCAACCAGAAAAAUACCCUGAUAAGAGCCUGGAUGAUAAUUACUGCCGGAACCCAGACGCCUCUCCAGUGCCCUGGUGUUACACCACUGACCCUGAGGUGGAGAGAGAGAGCUGUGAGAUUCGCAAGUGCUCGGAGGCUCCAAAGCGGCGUUCUCGCUCCAGCUACACCACAAACUGUUUCCGAGGCCGUGGUGAGGAUUACAGAGGCAAAGUGAACGAGACGACAUCAGGCAUCGCGUGUCAGCGCUGGGAUGCACAGUCUCCCCAUGAGCACCCAUUUUACCCCCAAACUUAUGAGUGCAAGGGACUGGAAGAGAAUUAUUGCCGUAAUCCAGAUGGUUCUGAGGCUCCCUGGUGCUUUACAUCGAGGGCUGAGAUGAGGACAGCGCUCUGUCUACAGAUCAAACGCUGCGCUGAUGAUAUUGAGGCUGAAGAUUGCUAUAAUGGAAAUGGAAAAAACUACAGAGGAACUGUCCGCAAAACACGGAAGGGCAUCCUCUGUCAGAACUGGAGUGUAAAUACACCACAUAAAACUAAGAUUAACCCAAAGACACACCCGGAGGCCAACCUGACCGAGAACUACUGCAGGAACCCAGACGGAGAUCUGCAUGGUCCCUGGUGCUACACCGCUGACCCCAAAACUGAAUUUGAUUAUUGUGCAAUUAAGCAGUGUGCAGGAGAAGACCCACCUAUCAUAAUGCCACCAGAGGGCGUAGAGUUCAAUGAAUGUGGGAAGCGUGAUGACCGCUUUAAAAUUACUAGGCUGAGGAUCGUUGGUGGCACACCAGGAAAUUCUCCAUGGACUGUCAGCCUAAGAGACAGGAAGGGAAAGCAUUUUUGUGGAGGAUCACUAGUGAACUCAAAAUGGGUGAUCAGCACUAAGCAGUGCUUCUCCUCUUGCAGUUAUGUGGACCUUACAGGAUAUUCUGCCAUUAUGGGCACCGUGUUCCGGGACCCAAAGACAGGAGAACCCGGCACACAGUCUAUUGCCCUAAACAAAAUCGUUUGCGGGCCGUCAGAGUCACACCUAGUCCUUCUACAGCUAGAAACUCAAGCAGAGUUUAAUGAGCGUGUGUCACAGAUAUGUCUUCCCCCUGAGCGCUACAUUGUUCCUGAAGGAACCACCUGUGAGAUUGCUGGGUGGGGGGAGACCAAAGGAACAGGAGAUGAAACAGUGCUAAAUGUUGCUCAGAUGCAAGUGCAGAGCAACAGCGAAUGUAACAAGUACUUCAAAGGGCGAGUGAAGCAAAACGAAAUGUGCACUACAUCUUUUUUUGGUGGUGUAGGGGCUUGUGAAAAAGACUAUGGAGGCCCUUUGGCAUGUCAGAACAGUGACUGCUGGGUAUUAGAGGGGGUCAUCAUCCCUAUGCGACGCUGUGGGCAUCCAGGGCAACCGAAUAUCUUUAUCCGUGUCUCAAUGUACGUAGACUGGAUCAAAAAGGUCAUGGAGAUGGCAUAGCCAGUAGAAAUCACUUACCCUGCAAUUCAGUGUAUUCAGUUUAAGCAUUUGCAUAUAGCAGGGGAAAUAUGUUAUAUCUCUGAUCAAGUCAAAUCUAGAUUGUUAAUCAUUACCAAUGAAUGUAAGUAGAGUAAUCAUAAGCAGGAAUAAAUUACUAAAGGGGAAUUAAAUGACUGCUGUACAACUUAUACACAAGUUUAUGUUUGACACAACACGCUUAUGAAUGUACUUAUAAACAGUCUCCUCUAAAAGUAUCUGAACAGAAAGUCUGAUUCUUUUGUUUUUGCUAUACACUGAAGACAUUUGGAAGUUCAAAUAAUGCAUAUAAAACAAUAGAUAUGAAUUUUUUAAUGUGUUAGACACCUUAGAACAUGGUGCCUUAAUUUUUAUGUUAGCAGAACUAUUGGCACAGAUAGUUUUAAUGUAAAUAAAAAUAAUGUUUGAUUUUUUUUUUUUACCCUUUGCUUGCAUCAGCCACAUCAGGCAUCAAACUGGUGACCCACUGACAUAACCAAACUGUUGCAUUCUUUUUUUCUAAUGUUUUUCUAGGUGUGUCCUGCAGCUUUUUUCAGUUGUUAUUGUUGUUGUUGUUGUUGUUGGGGUGGAUCGUCCAUCGGUCUUCUUUUCAGAAGUUUAGCUAAAUAGGGUAAAGGUGUGAUCAACAAGACAUGUAACUGACCUUUCACUUUUUACCCCCAAUGAAGUCCUAUGUGAUGGUAACAUGUUUUGAGUCAUUUUCUUUCUGCAUGAUGACAUUCCUCCCAAUUAGAUUGUAGACAUACCUGUAUGUUGGAUGGCAUAAUGUUUCUGUAGAUGUCUGACUUCUGCUGCACUCAUGACUUCCAUCAUCAAUAAAAAUGAGUUGUGCCUGCUUCAGAAUCAGCCAUGCAAGCCCGAGAUAUGAGACUGCAGUACCUACACCAGACUCGACAAAUGAGCUUGUAUGAUUUUCAUCCUGACCCUGAUCAAUCUUUCUCCAGACUUUCAGCUUUUUAGUAAUUAUGGAAAUGAUCAUCUUUGUUCCACAACCUUUUUUUUUUUUUAACCUGGUCUUCUAAUUCUUGUAGCUGUUUGGGGUUUUUCUUCACAGCUCUCACAAUGUUUUCAUCAUAGACUGCUGUUGUUUUCCCUGGCCAGCCCGUUCAGUGUGUGGUGGUUAGUACACCACUAGUUCUUUCAGUUUUCAGGACAUUCCAGUUUGUUUUUUUGGCUAUGCCCAAUGCUUGUGCAAUGGCCCUGAUUGAUUUUCCAUCUUUUCUAAGUUUAAAAAUGUCUUGCGUUUUCAAUCAUAGACUGACUGUACAUAUUGGUUUACCCAGAGUAGAAAUUUGGAGCUGUUCAUUAUUUAUAUGCACAUUUCAGCAAGAUUGUGUCAUAUUUGUCUGUUGAAAUGCAAAUAUUAUCAGUGUAUAGCAAAAAAAAAAAAAGAUUUCACCAUUGUAAUACUUUCACAUAGGAUUGUAAAUGCCUAAGUAUACUCUUAUCUGCUUAUCUAAACAGUCAUCUGUAAAGUUUAUUUUCAAUAUAAAAGUCUAUUUAUCCUUAUUUGUGUACCAUUAAUCAUAGUCCUGAGAAUAUCAGGAACACUUCUUUUUUUGUAGCUUUGGUUAUAACUACAACUUAAAGAUCUCAAUAAAAGAGCUUUACUUUUAAACAUCUA
This is a messenger RNA of Clarias gariepinus (North African catfish), 3888 nucleotides long. RefSeq names its product macrophage stimulating 1 (gene mst1). Lineage: Eukaryota; Metazoa; Chordata; Actinopteri; Siluriformes; Clariidae. The record is from RefSeq and is a predicted model, not a curated record. Gene Ontology annotation, biological process: proteolysis; regulation of receptor signaling pathway via JAK-STAT. The coding region runs from base 99 to 2228 and encodes 709 amino acids. Gene Ontology annotation, molecular function: receptor tyrosine kinase binding; serine-type endopeptidase activity. The transcript is spliced from 18 exons.